CAGAGUUGUCAAAACAAAAAACCUUAUCAACAUACAUACGACAAUCUCUUGCAGAUCAAUUUCCAACACUAUGUGGAGCCAGCUAAUCCUUGUCAUCCUAGCCGCUGCUGCAUCAGUCCGCUGUGCUGCCGCUGCCACAAGCGGUGGUAAGUGGGACAUGCUGCUAAAAAAUGUGGGCAUCUCUGCCAUGCACAUGCAACUCCUCAAUAACAACCGUGUAAUCAUGUUUGAUCGUACAGAUUUCGGCCACUCCAAUUUGUCACUUCCCAACCACAAAUGUCGUACUUAUCCAAGCAACAAAGGGACUUUAAUUGUUGACUGCACUGCGCAUUCGGUGGAAUAUGAUGUUCACACCAAUACCAUACGUCCGCUCAUGGUACUCACUGAUUUUUGGUGUUCGUCCGGCGCUGUCAUGCCUGACGGUAGCUUGGUUCAGACGGGCGGUUACCAUGGCGGUGAUCAUGCGGUCAGAGUCUUCAAGCCGUGCGAUAAUGGUUCAUGCGACUGGCAAGAAAACGUAUCUGGAUUGAUUCAGAGGAGAUGGUAUGCUACGAAUCAAAUCUUACCUGACGGCCGUCAGAUUAUAAUUGGCGGCCGCAGACAAUUUAAUUACGAGUUUUAUCCAAAAACCGGUCUGACUGUUUCGUACAACCUGCCCUUUUUGUUUCAAACAAAUGAUCCGGGGAUUGAAAAUAAUUUGUACCCUUUUGUUUUCCUUAAUGUCGACGGGAAUUUAUUUAUUUUUGCCAAUAAUCGGUCUAUAUUGUUCGACUAUCAUAAAAACGUGGUGGUAAGGACUUAUCCUAACGUGCCAGGUGGCGAUCCACGGAGUUAUCCGAGUACCGGCUCCGCGGUUCUUCUUCCACUUAAGAUGACACAAGGAGACGAAGUUGAAGCUGAAGUAUUGGUGUGUGGUGGUGCACCAAAAGGUUCAUACACGAGUGCAAAUAAGAGUCAUAAAUUUGUAAAUGCAUUGGAUUCUUGUGGAAGAAUUAAAAUAAACGAGGCGAAGCCACAAUGGGUCAUGGACAAAAUGCCUAUGCCUAGAGUCAUGGGUGACAUGCUGUUGCUUCCUAAUGCUAAGGUUUUGAUCAUUAAUGGUGCCUCGGCCGGUACGGCUGGUUGGGAAAUGGGUCGGGACCCGGUUUUAAACCCGGUUUUGUACAACCCGGAUGAGAACAUCGAAUCAAGGUUCGAGGUUCAAAACCCCAGCAAAAUUCCGCGAAUGUAUCACUCGUCAACAAUCUUAUUAGGUGAUGGCAGGGUUCUAGUUGGAGGAAGCAACCCUCAUAUAAAAUAUGAUUUUACAGGAGUUUUGUUUCCUACAGAAUUAAGUUUGGAAUCUUUUUCACCUUCGUAUUUGGAUCCGAUAUACGCAUAUUUACGCCCCACCAUUAUAUCGCCCGUUAGUCGGAUAAAAAUCGGGUAUGGGCAACGAGUUCCGAUUAGAUUUUCGGUUCCGGGUAGAGUCAAAAUGGAUAUGGUUCGUGUGACAAUGAUUGCACCAUCGUUUACUACGCACUCGUUUAGCAUGAACCAAAGAUUGUUGGUGCUGAGAAGUGAAGAUGUGAAAAUUGUGGGACGAUCCAAAUACCAAAUACGGGUGGUGACACCCGGGUCGGGUAAUCUUGCACCGUCAGGAUAUUACAUGAUUUUUGUGGUUCAUCAAGAGAUUCCUAGUGAGGCUAUUUGGGUUCAAAUUCAGUGAUCGACUACAAAAGUAAUUAUAGGAAAAGUAGCAGGUCUUGAUUUAUUAUAUUGAUGGGUAAAUUUAUUUAUAGUUAAAAAAAAGAUUGCGCAUUUAUAGAAGUUCUUCCAGGUUGAAUCAUA
Daucus carota subsp. sativus is the source of this 1830-nucleotide messenger RNA. RefSeq names its product aldehyde oxidase GLOX1-like. The record is from RefSeq and is a predicted model, not a curated record. The transcript has a single exon. Lineage: Eukaryota; Viridiplantae; Streptophyta; Magnoliopsida; Apiales; Apiaceae. The coding region runs from base 71 to 1708 and encodes 545 amino acids.